GUUAAUACCUCUUUUCUGAGUCCAGAGUAAACAGCAGAGCACCAGGAUAGCAAUGUCAAUGAUUCUUAAACUGAACAAAAUGAAGUCUCUCUAUAUGCUGAUCUUCAUUUUAAGCAACAAACUUGUGCUUGGACAGCGGAGUCCUCUUAAUGACUACCACCGUUCCAAAGGAGUGCAGCUUCGGUAUGGAUCUAUUCGCAUAGAGGCGGAGCCUAUGUCUGAAGAACAAUGUGCAGGCCGGUGUACCAAUGAGCUUCAGUGCAGGUCUUUUAAUUAUGACCUGCAGAACAAGGAGUGCCAACUUCUGCCCUGGACCAGUCACACUUCAGGCACAGAGCGAAAGAGACACAAUCAUGUUGAUCUGUAUGAAAAGAAAGAUUAUAUGCGAGAAUGCAUUGUGAACAAGGGAGUCUCAUACAGGGGCACUGUCUCCAGGACCAAAAGUGGGAAACCUUGCCAACACUGGAGCUCUAACGUCCCUCAUGAGCACAGGAACUCACCCAGUCAAUUCCCAGAGAAAGGCUUGGAUCAGAAUUACUGCCGCAACCCAGAUAAUGAUCUGGCUGGCCCCUGGUGCUACACUAUGGACUGGAACACUCGACUGGAGGACUGCGGCAUCUCAAGAUGUGACCAGGACGUUUGUGUGAUGUGCAAUGGUGACGAUUAUGCUGGCUUCAUGGAUCACACAGUGAGUGGGCGAGAGUGUCAACGCUGGGACCUCAAUUAUCCUCAUGAACACAAGUACCAGCCAGAGAAGUAUCCUGAAAAGAACUUGGAUGAUAAUUACUGUAGGAAUCCUGAUGGCUCACCCUUACCCUGGUGUUACACCACUGAUCCUGCUGUGGAGCGUGAAUACUGCAACAUACGGAAGUGCAGUGAGAGACACAAGCUGAAAGAUGUGGAGAUCACCAAAAAGUGCUUCAAACAUCAUGGGAUAGGAUACAGAGGGAGAAUGAGCCAUACUACAUCGGGAACCCUCUGCCAGCGUUGGGACGCACAAUUCCCACAUGCACAUGAAUUCACACCAGAAAAUUAUCAAUGCAAAGGGCUGCAGGAGAAUUACUGUCGGAAUCCUGAUGGGUCGGAAGCCCCUUGGUGUUUCACAACAGAUCCCAGAGUCCGGACUGCUUUUUGUCUGCAGAUCAAACGCUGUGAAGAUGAUAUUGAACCUGAAGACUGCUACAAUGGAAAUGGGACAACCUAUCGAGGAGUUGUCAAUAAAACGAGGAAAGGAAUCCCAUGCCAAAUGUGGACCUCAAAUAGUCCUCACACUCCACGAGUCACUCCUCAGACACAUCCCAAUGCUGGUCUUGUGAGAAACUAUUGUCGAAAUCCUGAUGGUGACAGUCAUGGACCUUGGUGUUACACUUUGGACCCCAAAGUGCAGUGGGAUUAUUGUGCAAUCAGCACCUGCAAAGGGCAUGAUAUCCCAGGACAGUGGGAAGACCCAGAUUCAGUUGAAUUCGACUCAUGUGGUAAACGUGAAGACCGACCAUCUCCAAGAAUGAGUAGGAUUUUGAGAGGUCAACCUGGAAACUCCCCUUGGACCGUCAGUCUUCGCAACAGGGAAGGGAGACAUUUUUGUGGUGGGACUCUUGUAAGCAGGAAUUGGAUCAUCAGCUCAAAGCAAUGUUUUCCCUCCUGUUACACUGAGUUUCGAGGCUAUACUGCUUGGAUGGGAACUAUGCUGAAAAAUCCCAAGCCUGGUGACCCAGACAAACAAGCAAUCUCCAUACAGAGGGCUGUCUGUGGACCAAAGGGAUCCAAUUUGAUCAUGUUGGAGUUAGAAAGACCUGCUGUCUUAAACAGCCGAGUUGCUGUGAUCUGUCUACCCCCUCAACGGUACAUCAUUCCUGAAGGGACCAACUGUGAGAUAGCAGGAUGGGGCGAGACUCAAGGCACAGGCAAUGAGGAUGUUCUGAAUAUCUUGGCAAUGCCAGUAAUCAAUAACAAGGAAUGCAAUAAGUACUACAGAGGCCGUGUGGCUGAGACAGAGAUCUGUGCUAGAACUGGUUUACGGGGAGCUGGAGCUUGUGAGCGUGAUUACGGUGGGCCCCUCUCCUGCUUCACCCAUGACUGCUGGGUACUUGAAGGAGUCAUUAUUCCAGGCCGUGGGUGUGGUCGGCCAAAUCAUCCUGGGAUCUUUAUCAGAGUCUCAACGUAUGUAAACUGGAUAAAAAAAGUCAUGGAUUUAUGAGGCUCGACUCAAUGAACACAUCGUCUCCACUACCCAGCACUCUUUCAAUGCAUUGUUAAUAACAAUAAUCAGCUUUAACCAUUUUGCAGUUUAAAACUAAAGUGUAGUUUGAUAUUCAAACCUCACAUUUGGGAGAACUUGCUAUUCAAUAGAGCAAUGGAUCAAUUAUGUUGGAGGAUGUAUUAUUGAGUGAAGUAAUGGAUCAAUGAAUUUGUGUGUGAUGCUUGUUUAAUUAAGUUGCAGAUUUUCAGUAUUUACUGCUUUGCAAGUACUAAUAAAGAUGUUAAAAAAGCCAAGUAGGUUUAAGUAACAGAAUCAUUACUGCAUAACAGAAGGCCAUUCAGACCAUCAUAUUAAUACCAGGGUUUUUGUCAGAGCAGUUGCAAUUUGUCUCAUUCACUAGUCCUUUCCUUGCCCUCCAUUUUUUUUAAACCCUUAAAAGUACUUAUUCAUUUCUUUGUGAAAGCUAUGAUUGAAUCUGCCUCCACAUCCUUUCAGGCAGUCAUUCUAGACACAACAACUUGCUUCAUCAAAAAGGGCAUGAGGAAAAACAUAUUUUUAACCAAUCAAUUUAAAUCUGUGCUGUUAAAUCUAUCAAACUACAUCUUAAUCUUCUUUAGUCUAUAUAGAACAUCAAGCUUCUCCAGUCCAUCAUAUCCAAAUAAUUCCACUAAAUCCUUUCUGCACCUUUUUUUUGAUAUCUUCACAUUUUAAUGUAUGCUGCACAAUCAAUCAACACAAUAUUCCUCAUGGCCAAAAUGGUUCUAUAGUUUUUCCAACACAACUGCCUUGUUUUUGUUCUCUAUUUAAAAAGCCCAUAAUUCCGCAUGCUUUUUUACUGACUGCUUUCUCAACACGUACUGAAAACUUCAUUGUUUUAUGCAUGUCUUAUUUCUUUAAUAAUACCAAAGGGCACAACGUUAUUGCCAUAUUCUAGUUAUAUCUGGGAUUGCUGGUGACAGGUGUGCUGUUAAACCACUCCCCCACCCCCCCAAGCUAUUUUGGUACACAUCAUGAUUUGAAAUUGUUGGCAUUUAAUCCUUUGUUGUUACAAUUUAACCUGAGUGUCUCUUAGUAUGUACCCACAUGGAAAAUAAAGAGUCAAGUAUGUUCCCUGGGAAUAAUGUACCUUAUUUUGUUUGUUGCAUUUAAAGUUUAGUUGCUGAGCAUCUUUGAAACAUUCUCAAAUAAUCUUAUUAAACCUAUUACAGAUGAUGUAAUUAUAACUACAAAAUGAUGAUUUAAGUAUACUUUUUAUUUGCACAAACUAUAACCACUAACACACAUUCAAAAAUACUCAAUCAUUCCAAUUUUCAGUGACUUGGACGGCCUGGACCAUAAUCUGCUUUGUACAACUAUAUUGAUUGGGACAGCUGAAUAAACAUUGGAUUGCACCAUG
Molecule: messenger RNA, 3596 nt
Organism: Pristis pectinata (smalltooth sawfish)
Lineage: Eukaryota; Metazoa; Chordata; Chondrichthyes; Rhinopristiformes; Pristidae
Gene: mst1
Product: macrophage stimulating 1
Exons: 18
Coding region: 53-2197 (714 amino acids)
Biological process (GO): regulation of receptor signaling pathway via JAK-STAT; proteolysis
Molecular function (GO): serine-type endopeptidase activity; receptor tyrosine kinase binding
Source: RefSeq, a predicted model, not a curated record